GCGUGGCUGACAGAGAAACCAGUCAUGGGACUGCUGCUGCCGAUUCUUCUUGGCUUUCUUGCCGCUCUGAUUGGAGGGCUGUACCUUCUCGGGGUGUUUCGACAGCGGCGACCAGGAGAACCCCCUUUGGAUAAGGGGCUCAUCCCUUGGCUGGGUCAUGUCUUAGAGUUUCGCAGGAACACAUUUAAGUUCCUAGAGAGGAUGAAGCAAAAACACGGUGAUGUGUUCACAAUACAGCUGGGAGGGUAUUACUUUACAUUCCUUCAGGACCCUCUAUCGUUUGGAUCAUUUGUUAAGGAGAGUCGAGAAAAACUCGACUUCAGGAAGUUUUCUGUGCAGCUGGUGCGUAGAGUGUUUGGUUACACUCCUGUAGAGAACGAACACAGAAUUCUCCAGAUGUACAGCAACAAGCAUCUUCAGGGGGAUGGCCUGGAGGCAAUGACACAAUCCAUGAUGAGUAAUUUGCAGAACCUGAUGUUGCACAACAUUGGCUCACCUGCAGACCAAAGAACCUGGACGGAGGAUGGACUGUUUAUGUACUGCUACAAUAUUGUUUUCAGGGCUGGCUACUUAUCUCUAUAUGGCAAUGAGCCACACAAGUCAGAAGGAAGUGAGGAGAAAGACAGAGCUGAAUCAGAAGCCUUAUUUCAUGAGUUUCGUAAAUAUGACCAACUCUUCCCCAGGUUUGCUUAUGGGGUCCUGCCACCAAGGGAAAGGUUGGAAGCACAGAGGCUCCUGGGACUCUUCUGGAACACUCUGUCAAUUCAGAAGAUGAAGACCAAGGACAACAUUAGUCGCUGGGUGUGGGACAUCCAGCAAGGCAAAGGGGAGAUGGGUAUAAAGGAGUCAAUGAUAGACAGGUACAUGUUUGUGCUUCUUUGGGCCUCUCAGGGCAACACAGGGCCUUCUUCAUUCUGGCUGCUCCUCUUCCUCAUGAAAAACUCAGAAGCCAUGGCAGCAGUAAAGGAAGAGGUAAAUACGGUUUUGAAGGAAUUUGGGCAAGAAGUCCACCGUGGUGGCCCUUUAAUCAACCUGACCCGUGAAAUGCUGAUGAAAACACCAAUCCUGGACAGUGCUGUGGAAGAGACCCUCCGACUCACUGCUGCACCCCUCCUCACCAGAGCAGUAAAUCAGGAUAUGACCUUCAAGAUGGCUGAUGGGCGGGAAUACUUAAUCCGCAAGGGUGACAGAAUGGCAGUCUUUCCUUACAUUGCCAUUCAAGUUGACCCAGAGAUCCACUCUGACCCACAUUCAUUCAAAUAUGACCGCUUUCUCAAUCCAGACAGGAGCAAGAAAACACAUUUUUACAAAGCAGGGAAGAAGGUGAAGUAUUACAACAUGCCCUGGGGGGCUGGGGUCUCCAUGUGCCCUGGGCGUUUCUUUGCCACCAAUGAGCUGAAGCAGUUUGUUUUCCUCAUGUUGGUUUAUUUUGAGUUUGAGCUGAAGAAUCCUGAUGAGAAGAUACCUGAGAUGGACUUCAGUCGAUGGGGCUUUGGAACGAUGCAACCUGACAGCGACAUUCAGUUCCGAUACAGACUCAAAUAUUAAACUAAUCAAUCGUUUUCUGACAAAGUGUUUUCUGGUUUUGAUCAUCUCUGCACAUUUGACAAUUAUGUCGGAAACAUGAGAUUCCACAACGAAGUAUUGUUUUUAUUUCCAUACCAGUGAUGUGAGCAGCACAUUGUGAAUGUGGCUUUAAAACUUGUGUUUUAAUAUUUUUGUUUAUAACUAAAUUGUCAACCAUAUUAUAAAUAAGAACUACAAUCAAUUCCCUCCAGUUGUACUAUGCACAAAUACACUACUAUUUUUUAUAUUUUGAACAGUUUAUUAUGAAUAUAACUCUCUCUCUCUUGUGAAUCACAAAUCAGAGAGCAGUUCAAUCUAGUCAACAAUAAUUAAUUAAUCGUUGUAUAAACAAAUUAUGUUGGUUUAAUAGAAUAUUGUGAAUAUUAUGGCUGCUUCUUUGCACAGCUUUUUUCCAGUAUGAUAUAAUUUCUAGCAGGUGUUGUACUAUAAAGUGUUGUCUAAUAAUUACUUCCAAGACAAAAAAAAUGAGAUGACAGUCAAAGAUGAAGAGCUUCAGAUGCUAAGAUUUUGUGUGUUGGGACUAGUUAACAUUACUUGUUACAUAAUGUAAACGUCUAUAUAUGGGUGAGAAACUAAAAAGAAGUAGAAAAAGCUGAGAUGCCAUUGCUUUGUCAUCAUGAUGUUAGUUAAUAAUUUGUUCAACAAAAAUACUUCUCUGUUUGUGUAACCUUUAGAGGGCCAGCAUUAGGUAUGGGAGGUGUGCGCACCUGUAACCAUACUUAUGGCUUGAUAAUUAACAUGAUUAUGCUAAAAU
Molecule: messenger RNA, 2341 nt
Organism: Sander lucioperca (pikeperch)
Lineage: Eukaryota; Metazoa; Chordata; Actinopteri; Perciformes; Percidae
Product: 5-beta-cholestane-3-alpha,7-alpha-diol 12-alpha-hydroxylase
Exons: 1
Coding region: 25-1548 (507 amino acids)
Molecular function (GO): sterol 12-alpha-hydroxylase activity; iron ion binding; heme binding
Source: RefSeq, a predicted model, not a curated record